AAUGGGGAUCCUUAAUGAAACCAGCUGACUGCAGAGUUCACUGGAGGACUGAUACUUCAGAAGAAGAGUUGAAUACACUGGGCCACCGUCUUCUCUUUUGACAAGCUGACUGAUGUGUGUGCCACCUGAGAGCUGUUAAAACAGCUUCACUUUUGCAUUCAUCAGAGUAGAGCUCCAUAGGCAUUUGUUUUGGACAACACCCAGUGAGGCACAAAUGUUGAGCUUUGCCGGGGGUGAUGAUGGGCAGUAGCAAAUGGAAGAUAUUUCUCCCUCCUGAUGCAGAUAGCCUGCCUGUUUCUGGGUGCUACCAGGAUUGUUGGUUGUUUGGUUCAGACAGAGGAAAAAAUGACAGAUAGACUAAUCAGUGUUAGCUGAGCUGUUUCACUGAAUGAAUCCAAGCGACUCUGGUGCUUUCUGAAAUGAACAGUGGACCUUGCAAGAGCAUUUCAAGUCUGCUUUAAUGUAUGAAGUCCCAUUGUCAAACGCAAUGUCAGAUGAAGCCAGUUCAGAGCAGAAACCUUCUACAACAACGGUCAGUUCAGUUGCUGUUCAGGCUGGGGAUGCCAGUAUUGUCAUAGCUGUACUUAAGUGUGGAAAAUGGGUGAAGCUUCAGCUGGCUGAAUCAACACCAAAUAUAUUAGAAAUUGGCAGCAAUCAGGAUGAGACUAAAAAACUACUGCAAGAUCAUGAAUUCCUCCUAUCUAAGCUGAAGGCCUUGGAAGAGCAGGUAUGGGAUCUGCUGCAUGAAGCAGACAAGGUUGCAGAAGGGAACAAAGAAAAGAGCCAGAUUUAUGAUGCUAUGGCAGAGACCCUUGGGGAUUCAUGGGAUGCCCUCAUCAUUAUGUUAGAGAAGCGACAGGCACUUCUGGAACUUACUACAGUGUUCUUUGAAAAUGCUCUAGAGUUUGCUGUUAAAAUUGACCAAGUUGAAGAUUUCCUGAAAAAUGCUCAAGAGUUUAACAAUAUUGACUCUUUGAGAGAACUUCUUCUGCAACAAGACCAUCAUACAAAAGAACUUUUGGAGAAGUCAUUUGCACUUUUAAACAAAAGCCAAGAGCUAACUGAAUUCAUAGAAGAAUUCAAGUGUGAGGGGCCAAAUGCAAAUCCGGAGAUGAUUCAGGGAGCCCACAGCAGCUGCUUGAAAAUUGACAAUCUCCUUGAAAUGCUACAAGACAGGAGACGGCACCUGAAUAAAUUUCUUAAACAUCAGCGCCAAGGACUGGAGCAAGUUCUGCAAAUUUGUUUGUGGCACCAACAAGAGAACCAGGUAACAUCUUGGUAUACGAAAAACAUCAGGGAUUACUUUCAGAAGCAAAACUUAGGCUCAUCUCUAUUGGAAAAUGAGGAGUUACUUCAAGAGCUUGAAGAAAUGGAAGUCAAAGUGAAAGAAUGGAAUUCCACUGUGGAACAACUGGAAAGUGAAGCAUUUAGGAUCUUGCUUUCAGAGGACUAUACAGAAAAAGAACAACUAAAACUUUCAAAUCAGAAAAUCUGUUUGUUACGAGAAGAAGUGUGCUUCCAUAUGGAAGAAAGGAAAGCCCUGCUGCAAGAGGCCAAUGACUUUUUUCACGCUGCUGACAAGGUACUUGAUGGUCUUGAAGGUAUCGAGAAUUAUCGUAAAAUCUCUAACUCAGAAGGCUUACGUUUUCCUACCUUGACAACGAAGUACGAGGAAUUACAGGAAGCAAUUAAAGGUUGCACAGUGACUACCAUGCAAAAGGGACAAACUUUAGUUAAUAAAGCAGAUUCUCACAGCUCUUGGGUAACAGGAAUUCAGAAAAUGAUGGAAUAUGUUCAAAAAAAAGUGGAUCAAUUAAUCAGGCAGUGUCCAGAUUAUGAAGAACUUACUUUGAAGAAACAACGAUGGACUGCCUCACUUGAAGAUCAUCUAAAUAAGGUGUCGCACUCGGUUAAAAAAAUCACCCUGAUGCUUGCAGUUGGUACGGAGAUUGGCUCGUAUUUGUGUGAGGCUGAAAGAGUUUUGAACAAACACCUCGAACUGGCUAAACAAACAAAGGAAAGUUGGUAUGAACUGGAAGCAGCUGAGGGAAUCAUCAAAGAUAUGGAAGAGUUGGAACCUGAGCAGGUGGCAACUUUUUCUAGCAGAACUGAACUUCUGAGUAAAGAGCUGAAAAAAAUUGAAAAAAAUAUUAGUUCAAUACUAGAAAUUCUAGAAACUUAUGUGGCCUUUUUAAAGUCCGCUGUAGAGGUGAAUGAUAGUAUCAAAAACCUGAAGGAAUUCUAUAAAUCAAAACAACUGCAGACAAAUAGAGAGGCUGAAAAUAAAAUUGCCAUGGAGUCAGCUAAUACUCAGUGGCAAAAGACUAUAAAGAAGAUUUUUUCCACGCAAAAUAUGGGUUACUAUUUUCUUAAUUUAGUAAAUGUGGUAAUUGAGUGUUUAAUAUUGAAAGUAGAAAAAUCUGUACAAGUAACAGAAGAUAUCAUUUUUAAUCUGAAUAAAGAAAGGAAAGAGCUGACUGAACUUUGGGCAGUCUGGAAUUUUAAAAUUACUCAAGUGAAACCCAUCAAGCAACAGUGCCAGAUAUUUAAAGAACAACUAAAAAUUACUACCUGUGGAUUAGAGAUUCUUCAAGAGGCUCUCCAGCUUGCAGCACCAGUUGACCUUGGAAGUGACCUUUUAAUUGUUUUGGAACUACAGAAAAAGAUGCACCAAAUGAAACCACAGUUUCAGCAACUGAAUGCUGAGCUUGAGUACCUGAUAAAAUUAUUAGAAUUGCCAAGCCAGAAAGGAUUUCCUGUGAAAGAGAAUUCUGAAAGAAUAAGUGAGCUUAUUCAUUUCCAUCAAACAGUAAAGGAUGCAAUGAUAGAAUAUGAGGAGAUUUUCAGCAAGACAGUCAAAUUCCAUCACAUUAAAAAAGAACUGGAAUGUCUAUCAAAAUCAGGAGAACUGGAUAUUCCUGAAAUAUGUGAGGACCCUGAAAAUGUGCACCAUGCUAAAGCCUACCUUGUGAAUUCUCAGGAGAAACAUGCACGUAUUAGACAGCUAUAUAAACUACUUAUUACCCAGGGAGUGGAUAUCUUGUCUGCAGUGCAGCAGUGUAAUUGCUUGAAUGUUUCUGUUAAGAAUCUGAAGCAAGAACUUGCUAGAUUUGAGUGUGAUAGCAUUAACUGGAACUCCAAAGCUGAUAAGUAUGAGGAAGAACUGUCACAGCGCUUCCAACACUGCACCACUCAAGAGGAGAUAAAUGAGCUCAAAGAAUCGUUUAAAGAUCUCAAAAAGAAGUUCAACAAUUUGAAGUUCAACUAUAUGAAGAAAACUGAAAAAGCUCGAAAUUUGAAAGUACUUAAAAUACAGAUUCAGCAAGUUGAUACAUAUGCAGAGAAAAUACAGGUCCUUAAGAAGAAGAUGGAUAAUUUAGAGAAGCACAUCCUUGACUCUUUUGCAAAUAAACCUAAUGCUAAAGUUAGAGUCCUCUUGGGAUCAAUCAGUGACUUACAAAAACAACUGAAUGACUUUAGCAUGGUCGUGGAAGAUUACAAGCAAAAUCUGGAUCUAGUGGAGCAAUUGCAACAGAUGAUGAAAGAGGUACUAGUAAACCUGAGAUCCCCACUGUGGCUGCAUUCUGUUCUACUUUCAUGUUAUUUUGCCUUUGUAGGUAUUGAAGAAGGAAAGAAGCAUGUUGAAAAAACUGUAUUGAAGUACAAAGAAAUCAUUAAUUCUGUUGAAGAGUUGUGUACAUCUCUGAGAGAACUUAAGGAGAUAAAGAAAGUUGAAUUUUCUGAAGAGUUGGUUACUGUUAAAAAAGAAGAAAUAAAUGGUCAAGAAGCAUGUGAGACUAUUAAAGACAAAGUUGUGGAGCAAAAGCAGCAGAUGGUGUCAGGUGAAUUGCUUACAAAUUCAGAAAGCAUUGCUGAGAAGAGAAGCAAUACUCUGUCUCCUACCAACACUAAACAGGAGAGGAAUAUAUUAGCUGAUAUUCCAGUUAUCUGUCCAGCUGGUGAGGAUCUUAUUUCACAGGAUACAGAGCUGUCAUCUUCAGCCAAAGAGGAUAGUUUACAGACUGGAUUCCUGACAGAAGAAAUACUCUCCGGAGAUGAAUAUGAAUACGCCACCAGAAGCUGUCAGAGGCAGAUGGUUACCCGAGAAGAGAUUAAAAGUUCAUCAGAAAAGAACAGCAUGGCCAGCCUAACUGGACAGGCGCCUAAUUUCUCCCAGAUUCUGUCUAACAAAAGCGUCAUGGAAGGUUCUCCGGUAACUUUGGAAGUAGAAGUAACGGGAUUCCCAGAGCCUACAUUGACAUGGUACAAGGAGGGCCAGAAACUGACUGCAGAUGAGCACUUAAAGCUUUUACAAAAGGAGACAAAGCAUACUUUGUUCAUUCAGAAGGUGUGUGAUAAAGAUGCUGGCCUCUAUGUUGCUCGGGCUAAAAAUUUGAACGGCACUAUCUCAUCCAGUGCCAUUCUUCACGUGAAAGUGCAAGGAAAACAGCCAAACUUCAUACAAAAGUUUGGACAUAGAACUCUACAAGAAGGAGAAGAUUUAAUUCUGCAUUGCACUAUACAUGGAAAGCCUGAACCACAUGUCUGCUGGACAAAGAAUGAUAUCCAAGUGGUAUCUGGUGAUAUCAGUAUUGAGAAAUUAGGAGAUACCUAUUACCUUUUAAAAAGAAAUGUAGUCCUUGCUGAUACUGGGAAAUAUGUCUGUCUUGCCAGCAAUGAAGUUGGAAAGGCACACUGCUCUGCUUUCGUAACCGUGAUAGAGAAAAAUAAAACCCCAGAAACUCCCAGCGUAACUCAGGCUAAACCAGAAUGGAAAGAUGGAGACUUUUCAGAAGAAGAGAAUGUCACCACGACUGAGCUCAUACCAGCCCAUGACACAGAAUGUGAGAGAGAUGAUCUCCCAGUAAAGUUUAAAGAGAAACUCUGGCUUCAAGGAGUGUAUUUUGAACUUGAGGGGCCACAGGAGAUUAACUUCAAUUUGAGACAGGAUCCCCUUCUUCUGCAUGAUGCAGUGGAACAGAAGAUGGACUGAAGUGCAAGAUGUCUGAUUCCUGAGGGUGUUCGUGUUGUUUGCUGUGUCCAUUAGUAGAUCCUGGCCAUGGGUGAGGAGAAGAUGAAUCUUUGAGUGCUAUCCAAUGUAUUUCUAGGUUACAAUU
Molecule: messenger RNA, 5117 nt
Organism: Lepidothrix coronata (blue-crowned manakin)
Lineage: Eukaryota; Metazoa; Chordata; Aves; Passeriformes; Pipridae
Gene: CCDC141
Product: coiled-coil domain containing 141
Exons: 32
Coding region: 461-4993 (1510 amino acids)
Source: RefSeq, a predicted model, not a curated record